AUGCAAGGAUUCUCAAUAGGGAACUACACCCAGAAGAAGAUGGAGCAGGUUAUAUCAGACACUGGGACAUCGUGGAUUGGAGCUCCAAAAGGAGUUGUCGCUGCCAUAGCACAGGAAAUUAACGCAAAAUACGAUCCCGUUAAUGAACUCCUUACCGUCCCCUGUUCAACGAUGUGGACUCAACCAGAUUUGGUCUUUACCAUUAACGGCAUCAGUUACAACGUCCCCUCUGUUCAAUAUAUUCUUGACAUCGAACUUGGGAACGACAAGUGUGCAAUAACCUUCUUCACUAUGGACUCUGUCGGUUUUGGGCCCGCUUGGAUCCUUGGCGACACGUGGAUUCGUACAUAUUGCAAUAUCCACGAUAUUGGACAGAAAAGAAUAGGAUUUUCGAAUGCUAUUCAUACUGAGUUGCAGUGA
This is a messenger RNA of Strongylus vulgaris, 420 nucleotides long. Lineage: Eukaryota; Metazoa; Nematoda; Chromadorea; Rhabditida; Strongylidae. The record is from the annotation of a GenBank genome assembly.